Messenger RNA from Brassica rapa (field mustard), 1361 nucleotides. RefSeq names its product transcription factor bHLH66. Gene Ontology annotation, biological process: regulation of transcription by RNA polymerase II. Gene Ontology annotation, molecular function: RNA polymerase II cis-regulatory region sequence-specific DNA binding; DNA-binding transcription factor activity, RNA polymerase II-specific; protein dimerization activity. Gene Ontology annotation, cellular component: nucleus. Lineage: Eukaryota; Viridiplantae; Streptophyta; Magnoliopsida; Brassicales; Brassicaceae. The record is from RefSeq and is a predicted model, not a curated record.
AUUCUUCAAAUACCAAAAUUUUGAAUGAUUCGGAUAUUUAAUCAAUUUCAGUUCGGAUUUGGUACUACUUAUUCGGAUUGGGAUCUGUUCGGAUCUUUGAAUUUGAAUUUUUUGUCCACCCCUAAUUAAUGACAUAAAAAAAAAAUAACAUCAUAUUUUUUUAAAAAUGCAUCCGCUCCGAGGCACGGAUCAAAAUCUAGUUUCUCUUUAUAAUAGUUAAGCUCAACCUCUCAACAUUUACAACUCCUUCCUCCGAAGAAAAAGUGUGGAAGAUGAUGGACUCCCUUCUAACUCCUUCAACUUCUUCCCAUAUGCAAACUCCGGCGACUACUUUCGACCACGAAGACUUCCUAAACCACAUCUUUGCCUCCGCUCCAUGGCCCUCGGUGGACGAAACUCAAGGUCCUCAGCCUCCUCCCUCUGAUGGCUUCGUGGACUCGAGGAAUCAACAGAUCAUGAUGAUGCCUUUAUCAUCUCAUCAGCAAAACGACAACGUUGAUGGCUCCUCCGCCCAUGCUCUUUACAAUGGCUUCGCCGCCACCAGAUCUCUUCCUUUCCACAUCCCUCAGGGGUCGGGAGGUGGACCGAUGCACCAACAAGGCCAAACGCAAAGGCAACCACAACAGCAAGCGAGUGCGUCGACAGAUACUGGUGGUACUGCGGUGUCUCCGUCCCAUAGUAGGACUAAAGUCCGAGCUAGGAGAGGUCAAGCUACUGAUCCUCACAGUAUCGCCGAGAGGUUACGGAGAGAGAGAAUUGCGGAGAGAAUGAAAGCUCUUCAAGAACUUGUUCCUAACGGCAAUAAGACAGACAAGGCAUCGAUGCUCGAUGAGAUUAUAGAUUAUGUUAAGUUCUUACAACUCCAAGUCAAGGUUCUGAGCAUGAGCAGAUUAGGUGGUGCUGCUUAUGUUUCUUCUCAAAUCUCUGAGGCAGGUGGGUCCCACGAGAGCGCGUCAUCCGCCGUCGCCGGGGGUAACCAGCCUACCGGAAACUCCAACGACGGCUUGACGAUGACGGAGCAUCAAGUGGCGAAGCUAAUGGAAGAAGACAUGGGCUCGGCGAUGCAAUACCUUCAAGGAAAAGGUCUUUGUCUCAUGCCUAUAUCUUUAGCCACUGCCAUCUCAACCGCCACGAGCCACACGCGUAACUCUUUGAUCCCUGGAGCUGCCGAUGUCGGAGGUAGCCCUUCUUCUUCCAAUCUAUCCGGCAAGACCGUACAGACAAUGAACACGUUGAAGUUAAAUAGCAACGGUAACGGCAUGCCUGAGGGAUCGUCGUCUAUCGCCGUCAAAGAGGCGGUAACCAUUUCGAAGCCGUGAUAACCAUUCUCUUUUUUACUUUUGGGGUUAUGCAAAGAGAUA